AUGGUCAUGGCCAAGUCAUUGAUAUAUGUGCUGUUGGCGUGGGUCGUCGUUGCUGCACCACAAGCUAGAGAUGAAAAUCCUGCACUUGCACAGAAGUGCGAAUCAAUCGAGCUGCCGCAUUUUGAGGAAUUCGAUGUAAUAAAUAUGCGCAGUUCUUCAGUAUUCGGUUACUCGAUCACAGACAAUCCGACGCAAACAGCAUCGCAAUCAACAAUCGACUUCUGUCAUGUCAAUGUCUCCCUCACUCACUCUGGGGCAGACGAUAUCGUGCUUACUAGCAUCUGGCUACCUUUCCACGACUGGAACGGUCGAUUUCAAGCGACUGGAGGCGGUGGCCUUGCAGCAGGAUAUUUUGACUCUGCCCUAAUUCAACCGGUUGCAGAUGGCUACGCUGCUGGUUCUACUGAUGCAGGACUCAGCCUUAACAAUACUAUACUGGCUGGGGAUGGUAGCUGGGCACUUACCCCGGAAGGCAAACUCAACCAGGAUCUUAUCAAGAACUUUGCUUACAGGUCCAUCCAUGACAUGACAGUGAUAGGCCAGGCGGCAAUUGUGGCAUUCUAUGGCCAACGACCUCACCACUCGUACUAUACCGGAUGUUCCACUGGAGGCAGACAGGGUUAUCUCGCAGCCCAGUACUAUCCUGAAGAUUUCGAUGGUAUUAUGGCCAACGCUCCUGCCAUAUUCACUCCGCGAGUCUCACCUGGAGACUUCUGGCCCGUCGUGGUAAUGGAAAAUAUCGUUGCGCCACCUCAAUGCGUCUUCUCGGCUUUCCAAGCUGCUACAAUUAGACAAUGCGACCCCCAGGACGGCGCGACUGAUGGCCUCAUAUCGGCCCCUGAUAAGUGUGAUUUUGACCCGAAGACUCUUGUAGGGCAGACUGUCGAUUGCGCCGAAAUCUCUACCUCAGUGGUUAUAACCACCGAGCAUGCUGACGUUGCUGCUAAGAUUCUUGAAGGCGCUCGCACGACGUCUGGAGACUUUCUAUGGUUUGGCAACCCUCCUGGGGCAGCCUUCGAUGGGCUUGCCAACACAACGGUUGUCAAUGGCACGAUAGAGAUCAUUCCUUUCAGUUCCGGGGAGGCCUGGAUGAAAUACUUUGUUGCUCAAGAUCCAGACCUAGAUACCAAACAUAUUUUAUUUGAUACGUUUGAGUCAUUAUAUUUUCGGUCAGUCCAGCUUUUCACUGACAUCCUCGGAACGGACAACCCGGAUCUUUCAGACUUCAAGAAUGCCGGGGGCAAGCUCUUGACGUGGCACGGCAUGGCAGAUGCCUAUAUCACCCACCCUGGAACGACGCUGUACUGGGAUAAAUUGCAGAAGAAAAUGGGCGGACGUAAUGCUGUGGACGAUUUCUAUCGAGUAUUCCUUGCUCCAGGUGUGGCACAUUGUCGAGGUGGCUACGGGCCAGUCCCCUCAAAUCCACUUGCAGCACUCGUAAGAUGGGUGGAGAAGGGCGAAGCCCCCGACACACUAUUCGCUUCCACUACCUCUCAAGGAGGUGGUCAGGUUAGCCGAAACCUCUGCCAUUAUCCGGAGAGGUUGAGAUUUAGAGGCGGUGACUUGAAUGAUGCAGAAAGCUUCAUCUGUUCAGGUCGUAGCAAAGUUAGCCAGGGACGAGAUAAAGCUUCUCUUGAAGUCUCGAGAUAUUACUAG
Molecule: messenger RNA, 1656 nt
Organism: Clonostachys rhizophaga
Lineage: Eukaryota; Fungi; Ascomycota; Sordariomycetes; Hypocreales; Bionectriaceae
Source: the annotation of a GenBank genome assembly